UGGAGAGAGGGAGCCCGGGCAGGGCGAGGGAAAGAGCUUUGCAUUUUGCAGUGCUAUUUUUUUUUUUUGGGAGGGGGGCGGGAGAUGAAGGAAGCGGAAAGCGUGCAGAGUCGCCGGGGACCUUUCGGGUGAACCAUGUUGAGUCCUGCAAACGGGGAGCAAAUUCACCUGGUGAACUAUGUGGAGGAUUAUUUGGACUCCAUCGAGUCUUUGCCUUUCGAUCUACAGAGAAACGUCUCGUUGAUGAGGGAAAUAGACGCGAAAUAUCAAGAAAUCCUAAAGGAAUUGGAUGAGUACUAUGAGAGGUUUAAGCGCGAGACGGACGGUACACAGAAGAGGAGAGUUUUACACUGCAUCCAGAGAGCCCUGAUUCGGAGCCAGGAGCUGGGCGAUGAAAAGAUUCAGAUUGUGAGUCAGAUGGUGGAGCUGGUUGAGAACCGGACAAGACAAGUGGACAGUCACGUGGAACUGUUUGAGGCGCAUCAAGAGAUCAGUGACGCCACUGGCAACAGCGGCAAAGCCAGCCAAGAUAAAUCAAAGAAUGAGACAAUCACGCAAGCAGAAAAGCCCAACAAUAAGAGAUCCCGCCGACAGCGCAACAAUGAGAAUCGGGAGAACGCGUCCAAUAAUCAUGAUCAUGAUGACAUCACCUCGGGAACACCAAAGGAGAAGAAAGCAAAAACAUCGAAGAAGAAGAAGCGCUCCAAGGCCAAAGCAGAGAGGGAGGCAUCGCCUGCAGACCUUCCCAUCGACCCGAACGAGCCGACGUACUGUCUGUGCAAUCAGGUCUCCUAUGGAGAAAUGAUAGGCUGUGACAACGAUGAGUGCCCCAUCGAGUGGUUUCAUUUCUCCUGCGUGGGACUUAAUCAUAAACCAAAGGGCAAGUGGUACUGUCCCAAAUGCAGAGGGGAAAACGAGAAAACAAUGGACAAAGCACUAGAGAAAUCCAAAAAAGAGAGAGCUUAUACCAGGUAGUUUGUGGAUGUUCACUUAACAGUGAGGAAGACAAGAUGGACCAGUGUAUUUAUUACAUUGCCACCUUUGUUGAGGUGUGAGGAUUGUGAAAUGUAUAUUUUUAAAGAAGGUUAGAAGAGGAACCAUUCCUUUUAUAGGGAUGGCUGUGAUUUUUUUCUUUUGUUUUCAUUGGUAUAUACAUGUGUAACAAGAAAGUGGUCUGUGGAUCAACAUUUUAGAAACUACAAAUAUAGGUUUGAAUUAAACACUCAAGUGAGUCUCAGACUGAUUUUUUUUUUUUUUUUUCUUUUUUGGUGACUUGGAAACAACCUAACACAUUAAAAUGUGGAAAGAAAAUGUUCCAUUUAGCUAAUAUUUUAUUUUAAUAAAAAUAAUGUUACUACUUUAGGAACAGUUUUUUGUUUUUGUUUUUUUUUUUAAGUAGCCAGGUUGUUAAAAAUACAGUCCAUAGCAAAUUUGUUUCUUGCUACCAUAAUGUAUAUCCAUCUAACAAUUCAGUAACAAAGGUUUAAAGUUAGAAGAUUAUUUUUUAAAAAGGUAAAUGAUUAAAUUUUACAUGACAAAUAUUUUAUAUACUGGCCUGUUCCCCAAUCGGCCAUUUUUAAAUGAUUGAGUACAUUUUAUAUUAAAGUGGUCUAGUCAUGGGACUUGAAAUCACGCUUUUGCUAUCACAAGUCAUGGUGUAGCCGUCUUUAAUUUAUAUAUAAGUUGUAUAAAUGUACAUUUCCAAGUAAACUUGCACUUGUAUUAUAGUGGGAGGUGCAGCCAAAUGCUAUUGUGAAACCAAGGUGCAUUUCCUCCGUAUGUAUGAGAGCUGUAUAAAUGUGAUGUUAAGAAAUAAAUGAAACUUGGCCAGUUCGUCCCUCUAGCAGUAUACUUAAUUUUGGCAUAAGUAAUUCUUAAAAUUUUGUCAUGUACACCAGCAGUUUAGACGAAGCCUUAAGCAAAUUCUGUAUUAUUGUCCUCACUUAAUAUUCAUAAAGAAGCAGAAGUUACCUAAUUGCCAGCAAAUGUCAAAAAGAAUAUAUACUUAGAUCACAGAUGGAAAAUUAAAGCCCAAGAGUGAUCCAGUCUGACCCACUACCUGUUUCUGUUCGGCCUGGGAGCUAGGAGUGGUCUUUACAUUUUUACAUGGCGAAGAAGAAGAAUACUUCGUGACCCAAGAAAGUGGUAUGAAAUUCACAUUUCAGUCUCCAUAAAUAAAGUUUUAUUGGAACACAGCCAUGGGUGUUUGCUUAUGUAUCGUCUGUGGCUGCUCUUGUACAACAGCAGAGUCAGAUAUUUGUGACAGACCGUAUGCCCCACAAAGCCUGUUAUUUUCUAGCCUUUUACAGAAAAUGUUUGUUGACCCUAAUUUAGACUAACGUUUAGCAUGAUGGUGUAUCCUCGUUUGAAAAACUGCCCACAUUGAAAGGGUCAUGCAGCUUUCAUUUCUAAGAAAUACGUGAUCCGCUCCAACUCUGAACGUAAUAAAAUAAUUUCUGUCCAUAGUCUGUUUUACAUUAUCUCUGAAGCUACCACAAAGGGAAAUAAGAGUAACCUCACUGUAGAAUCUAAGGACCUAUAUGGCAUGUUUUUAUUAUAAGUAAAACAAUAAAUUGUCUUCUGAUUAUUCACUUUAUUUCAUAAACCAUUAUCAAGAACUUUAUUUGUGCCAGGUAUAAAUUCUCUGAUAACCUGGUUUACAGUGAGUUUCCAUGAUUGAAGGCUAUUGGGUAGAAAAUCAGAGUUGCAAAUCAUACACUGAAAUUGGAACUUCUUGCAUUUCAAUGCAUACAAAUAUAGCCAUUUACUUUCCAGCAAAACUCCAGGACAUUUAAGCAUCUCGACUUAAGUGUUUAGAUUUGAUGAGAUUUACCUAGACAAAUAAUGAACACGAGGGGAAAAGUUCAUGAUGUGCUAAUAAGAGAACUGAAAGAAUACUUGAUAAAUAUCCAAUAGCAAUAAAAAUAAUCUUCGCUUAUAUAGAAUUCUGGUAUUUUGCUGGUUUCUUCUGUUUUAAUUGGAACUAAUAAUGAAAAGUUGUGGGAGUGAAGAUCCAAUGAACUCAGUUGCUGGUAUUGGAUUUCUUCGUAUUUAUUCGGUUUUGGGGUAGACAGCUGUGUGGUGGAGAGACAGAGUCCAGACUUUGCUGUGUUUGAAUUCUUUGACCCUGAGAGAGUUAAUCUCAAAUAAAUUGCUUAACUCCUGAUCCACAGUUCUUCGUUUCUAAGAUAUCUAUUUCAUAUGGAGAGGUUCUGAGAAAUAAGAUUAAAUAAGGGACUGCUAUGU
Molecule: messenger RNA, 3246 nt
Organism: Trichechus manatus latirostris (Florida manatee)
Lineage: Eukaryota; Metazoa; Chordata; Mammalia; Sirenia; Trichechidae
Gene: ING1
Product: inhibitor of growth family member 1
Exons: 2
Coding region: 136-975 (279 amino acids)
Biological process (GO): positive regulation of DNA-templated transcription
Cellular component (GO): nucleus
Source: RefSeq, a predicted model, not a curated record